UUUGUCUCUUUCGUCUUUCGUUUGCAAUAAAUGUAUUUUAUUAUAACAUCUCCUACUCUAAUUACAUUGUUUGAAUUGCAUUUUUGUCGCAAAUUCUGUGCACAGUAAUAAACAGUCAGUUUAUCAACUUUACAAAGUCAUACAAGUCGAUUUAACAAUGAGUCAAGGCUUUAAUUUCGGCGGUAUCGAACAAGCGUUGGCCGAAGCACGAGGUAGUGGCGUUAGUUUUGAAUCACAAGCCAAAAAAUGGGAAACCGAAGAAGGAGCAAAAGAUCUCAUCGAUGCGAUAAAUAACUGUAAAUCAUUGAAUUUUCUGAAUCUGGAGGGGAAUACAUUGGGAGUGGAUGCAGCCAAGGGAAUUGGCGAAGCGUUGAAAAAACAUCCCGAAUUCCAGCGUGCAUUGUUCAAAGAUCUUUUUACCGGACGAAUGAAGACUGAAAUCCCGCCGGCUUUGCAGUCAAUGGGAAGAGGCAUGAUUGAUGCCGGUGCACAAUUAACAGUUUUUGAUUGCAGUGAUAAUGCACUUGGACCGAAUGGAAUGACUGGUCUAGUUGAAUUGUUCAGAAGCCGUGCUUGUUAUUCGCUUCAGGAAUUAAAAUUGAAUAAUUGCGGCCUUGGAAUUGGUGGUGGAAAAAUGUUGUCUCAGGCACUGCUCGAUUGUUAUGAUGCAAGUGAGAAAGCCGGAACACCAUUGCAAUUAAAAGUAUUUAUUGCCGGACGGAAUCGUUUGGAAAAUGAUGGAGCAAAAGCAUUGGCAAAGGUUUUCGAAAAAGUUAAAACACUUGAGAUGGUUUGGAUGCCACAAAACGGUAUCUAUCAUCCAGGUAUAUCGGCACUAUCCGAAGCAUUCAAAGUAAAUCCAAACAUGAAGUCACUGAAUUUGAACGACAACACAAUCACAGCAAAAGGUGCAGAAGCAUUGAGAGAUGCUUUGAUUUGUAUGCAAAAUUUGGAGGAAAUCAAUUUUGGUGAUUGUUUGUUGAAAACAAAAGGAGCCAUUAUUUUGGGUGAAGCAUUGCGCGACGAACAUUUAGCAUUGGAAACAUUGAUUUUGGAUCACAACGAAAUUGGACCCAACGGUGGAUAUUCGAUUGCAGAAGCUAUGGCCAAUAAAGAUCAAUUACAAACACUCAAUUUGAAUGGAAACCAAUUUGGAGAAGUAGCUCGUGAAGAAAUUAGAGAAACUUUGGAAGAAUUGCAACGUUUGAAUGCAUUAGAAGAGCUAGACGAAGAUGAUUCGGAGGGUGAAGAAGAAGAUGAUGAAAAUGGAGAUGGCGAAGUCUCUGGAGACGAUGAAGAAUCAGAUGCUGACACUUAUGAAGCCGACGAAGACGAAUAUGUGAACGUUACUAUGGAUUCUAUUAAUCAAUCAAUUAACUGGACAUUGAACUCGACCGUCGAAUUGAAUGACAGUAGUGUUGUUUUCACGGGAACAAGCGAACAACCAAAUACAGUGCUAACAUUCUGCAACACUCCACAUCCCACAUCAAACCAAUUCGAUGCACUGGUGGAGACAGAUAAAUUGCAAGCUUUCCGAGAUUUCUUACAGUUAGUACCAGAGAAAGACUAUCUUGUCCACUUAGUGUUUGCCAUAAUAAAAUUAUCGGCUACAUCAUUGAAAAAUCAAGAGGCUUUGCGUGUGGCCACUGAAUUGUAUAAAGAUUGCUAUGAUUAUGCUCAAAAAACAAACCAGGUGACUCGUGUAAAUAAUUUUUUCCUAAUGCAAUUGGGUUUGCUGAAGAAUGAAGACAAACAAUUCAAGCCAGCCUAUGAUCAGUCCUCUUGUCGGAAUGCUUUGCAACAUGCAAUCAAAUCGAAAGUGUUUAGCGAUGACGUGGAACAAAUGUUCAACCUUUUCUUAGAGCGUUUUAAUUAAAAGAAAACACACUAAUUUAUACAUUAUAUUCCAUAAUUUUCCAAUGAAUAAACUCACACAAUUUGUCUGGUAACGACAAUUUUUUUUAAUACAAUGUAA
Molecule: messenger RNA, 1975 nt
Organism: Contarinia nasturtii (swede midge)
Lineage: Eukaryota; Metazoa; Arthropoda; Insecta; Diptera; Cecidomyiidae
Gene: RanGAP
Product: ran GTPase-activating protein
Exons: 9
Coding region: 158-1876 (572 amino acids)
Biological process (GO): activation of GTPase activity; signal transduction; nucleocytoplasmic transport
Cellular component (GO): perinuclear region of cytoplasm; nucleus; cytosol
Molecular function (GO): small GTPase binding; GTPase activator activity
Source: RefSeq, a predicted model, not a curated record